AUGGUAAAUAAAGGCAACGAGGUGGGUGUUAUUCGCUACUUUUGCUCGGCCGGUUACGGAAUGGAACAGUUUGUUGUAGACGAAGUGACGGGGAAGCUGGAAGCUCAAGACAUUGAGCGGUUGCAAGGUAAAGUGUUGUUCAGCUCCUCCGCAAACAUUAGCCGAGUCAAGCAGCUCAAGUCAGUGGAAAGACUCUUCCUGUUGAUAAAGCGAGAUUCACCUCUCAAAAUGUCUGCUCAUGCCAACCCAGCCCGAGUCGCAUCUGUGCUGAAGUCAACGCUGAUGGGUGACCAACAACAGUGGAUCCAUGCUGUAAUGACUUGGAAGCGCCUGCAGGGGGUGGUAGCAGACAGGAGGGAAGACGAGGAAAAUGAAGUUCAAGUGAUGAAGAAAAGGAGAAAGAUGGACUUCGAAGAUGAGUUAACUGCGAGAGAACAUGAUCGUGAUGAAACAUCACCUCAAGAAAACCGGGAUUCUUCUCCUCUUCUCUCCUUUCGGGUCAGCUGCAAGUGUUCCGGAGCUUUGUCCCGCUGCCUUAGCGUUCAGGAGGUGAGCAAAGUGUUGGGGGCCAGUUUGAAACAGUUGGGCUGGAAAGUUGACUUGAGGAACCCUCAAAUUGAGAUCACCGUCUAUUUGAAUGACGAUCAUUGUCUGCUGGGUGUACCGCUCACCAGGUUACCGCUCGCUAACCGCAGCUACAUUAAAACCACAGGACUGAGGUCUACGGUUGCCUGGGCGAUGGCCGAACUGGCACACAUUCAGGCAGGUUUCCUUGUACUCGAUCCAAUGUGUGGCGCAGGAACCAUUUUAGUAGAAGCAGCACAGGAACAUAAGCUGGCUUGUUUCCUGGGUUUGGACAUCGAUGACGGACAGCUGAACAAGGCCAGUGACAAUGUGGCAUUUGCUAAGCUAGGAGACAGGACGCACAUUAUCAGAGCUUCGUCUACUGAUAUGCCUUUGUCGAGCGCAAGCGUUGACGCGGUGGUCUGUGACCUGCCAUUUGGGAGGAAGUUUGGCAGCAAAACCGACAUGGCUGCUAGUUUGCCGCUCAUCCUUGCCGAGAUGGAAAGGGUCCUGCGUGUCGGUGGAACCUUGGUGCUCCUUCUCAGUCCUCAACUAUCGUGUGUCUUGAAAAAAAUCCUGACGCACAAAGAGCCUGCUCGAUCAGACCAAGAAUUGCAACGUGGAUCCCAGGGUAUCACGACAAUUCCUACCCAGGGAACAGAGCCUCCUAUUGGGCUUAUGAGCGAAACGUACCCCCCUCUCUACUCUCUGAAGCACCAAGCCACGCUGAGGCUUAGUUUAGGAGCCAUAGAUGGACUUUUACACAAAUAUAUCAAAACUUAUACCUAA
Messenger RNA from Nerophis lumbriciformis (worm pipefish), 1353 nucleotides. Lineage: Eukaryota; Metazoa; Chordata; Actinopteri; Syngnathiformes; Syngnathidae. The record is from RefSeq and is a predicted model, not a curated record.